AUGACUCAAAGCCAGCGAGAGGAACUAGAGUCCUACCUCAUCGGAAACAGCACCCGUCCCAUUGAGGUAGAUCUCAUUCCAGAGGCUACCAAACACCUCCGAAAACGCAAAGGCGGCGGCCACGGUGCCGGCGGGUCCCUCAGCAAUGCCGGCGGUCGCACCAUCACCAGCUCCGGCAUGCCCAAAGUCUUUGGCGGUUACUACGGCGGCGCCGCCGGCGUCCCGUUCACUAGCGGCAAGCCUACACCCAGGGGGCUUCUCCCUCUCUACCUUGGGGUAUCGGGCGUCUACCUCUCUUCUGCCGGGGAGUGGCUAUACAGUGGCAUCCAUGCAUACUGGUAG
Molecule: messenger RNA, 342 nt
Organism: Morchella sextelata
Lineage: Eukaryota; Fungi; Ascomycota; Pezizomycetes; Pezizales; Morchellaceae
Exons: 2
Coding region: 1-342 (113 amino acids)
Source: RefSeq, a predicted model, not a curated record